Molecule: messenger RNA, 1668 nt
Organism: Psammomys obesus (fat sand rat)
Lineage: Eukaryota; Metazoa; Chordata; Mammalia; Rodentia; Muridae
Gene: Blnk
Product: B cell linker
Exons: 17
Coding region: 186-1559 (457 amino acids)
Biological process (GO): intracellular signal transduction; cell surface receptor protein tyrosine kinase signaling pathway
Cellular component (GO): cytoplasm
Source: RefSeq, a predicted model, not a curated record
GAUGCGCUCCAGCGAGUUUUACUUCCCCUGUGCAGGGGUGUUUGCCAGCAGCCGGCGGUUGCUCUCAGAAGUCAGUUCCAGUGACUUGAGCCCUUGAGCCCAGAGCCUUAUCAUGCUGCUCCCUAGAAAAGCCAGGAGCUGCUGACAUCUCCCUGGACAGGGGCUCACAUCUGCUCUCAAGAAAAAUGGACAAGCUGAAUAAGAUAACUGUCCCUGCCAGCCAGAAGCUGAGACAGCUUCAAAAAAUGGUCCAUGAUAUUAAGAACAAUGAAGGUGGAAUAAUGGACAAAAUAAAAAAACUGAAAGUCAAAGGACCUCCAAGUGUUCCUCGGAGGGACUACGCGUUAGAGAGCCCUGCUGACGAAGAGGAUCAGUGGUCAGAUGACUUUGACAGUGACUAUGAAAAUCCAGAUGAGCAUUCGGACUCUGAGAUGUACGUCAUGCCCGCGGAGGAGACGGGCGACGAUUCUUAUGAGCCACCUCCCGCUGAGCAGCAGACAAGGGUGGUCCAUCCAGCCCUGCCCUUCUCCAGGGGCGAGUAUGUAGAUAAUCGAUCCAGCCAGCGGCACUCCCCGCCCUUCAGCAAGACACUUCCCAGUAAGCCCAGCUGGCCAUCAGCAAAAGCAAGACUGGCCUCCACCCUGCCAGCCCCCACAUCUCUACAAAAGCCUAAAGUCCCCCCCAAGCCCAAAGACCUCCUGGACGAUGAGGCUGACUACGUGGUCCCUGUGGAGGACAAUGAUGAAAACUAUAUCCAUCCCAGAGAAAGCAGCCCGCUGCGUGGUGAGAAAGCUCCCACAGUGAAUAGAUCGACCAAGCCAAACAGCUCCUCGAAGCCAGUAUCGCCUCCAGGGAAUGUCACAGGUCGGAACAGUGGGGUCUGGGACUCCAAAUCAUCUUUUCCCGCUGCACCAUCCCCACUGCCACGAGCCGGGAAGAAAACAGCUACACCACUGAAGACAACUCCAGCUGCCCCUCCACAGAACGCAUCAAGUGUUUGUGAAGAAAAACCUGUUCCUGCUGAACGCCACCGAGGGUCAAGUCACAGACAAGACACUGUACAGUCGCCAGGGUUUCCUCCCACCCAGAAACCUAUCCAUCAAAAGCCUGUACCUCUGCCAAGGUUUCCGGAAGGGGGAGGGCCCACCGUAGAUGGACCGUUACCCAGCUUUUCAUCUAAUCCCACUUUUGCAGACCAGGAAGCUGAGCUUCACGGUAAGCCCUGGUAUGCUGGCGCCUGUGACCGCAAGUCUGCAGAAGAAGCCUUGCACAGAUCCAACAAGGAUGGAUCAUUUCUUAUUCGGAAAAGCUCUGGCCAUGAUUCUAAGCAGCCAUAUACGCUGGUUGCGUUUUUUAAUAAGCGAGUAUAUAAUAUUCCUGUACGGUAUAUUGAAGCAACCAAACAAUAUGCUUUGGGAAAGAAGAAAAAUGGUGAAGAGUACUUCGGAAGUGUUGUGGAAAUCAUUAAGAAUCACCAGCACAACCCCCUGGUUCUUAUCGACAGUCAGAAUAACACAAAAGAUUCCACAAGACUGAAAUAUGCUGUGAAGGUUUCAUAAAGGAAGAGACGUCAACACCACUGUUCCAGACAUUUCCCCCAUUUCUCCUUUUAAGAAAACUUCAUAUUCUGGAUGUGAAUCAUCAGCAAUAAAAGAGAAGAUAAAUGAA